Molecule: messenger RNA, 2183 nt
Organism: Phodopus roborovskii (desert hamster)
Lineage: Eukaryota; Metazoa; Chordata; Mammalia; Rodentia; Cricetidae
Gene: F11
Product: coagulation factor XI
Exons: 15
Coding region: 72-1955 (627 amino acids)
Biological process (GO): proteolysis
Cellular component (GO): extracellular region
Molecular function (GO): serine-type endopeptidase activity; protein binding
Source: RefSeq, a predicted model, not a curated record
ACAAGACUAUAUCGAAGAAAGAAAACUCCCCACCCGAGGAGUGCAGGAAAGACAGAGGCAGAAUCUGCAGGAUGGCUUUGUUACAACAGGUGGUAUAUUUUAUCCUUUUUGCCUCAGUUUCUGGUGAGUGCAUCACUAAGCUCUUCAGAGACACCUGCUUUCAAGGAGGUGACAUAAGUACAGUUUUCACGCCCAGUGCGGAGUACUGCCAACUGGUCUGUACCCACCACCCACGGUGCUUGCUGUUCACAUUCAUGGCUGAGUCAUCUUCAGAUGAUCCUACCAAAUGGUUUGCUUGCAUACUGAAGGACAGUGUCACAGAAUCGCUGCCAAUGGUGAAUAUGACAGGUGCAGUUUCUGGAUAUUCCUUCAAGCAAUGCCCUCAACAAUUAAGUGCGUGCAGCAAAGGUGUGUAUGUGGACCUAGACAUGAAGGGCAUGAAUUAUAACAGUUCUGUUGUGAAGAAUGCUCGGGAAUGCCAAGGGAGAUGCACGAAUGAUGCUCAUUGCCAAUUUUUCACAUAUGCAACAGGGCGUUUUCACAGUGUGGAGCAUCGUAACACUUGUCUUUUGAAGUAUACCCAAAUGGGGACACCAAGCAGAAUAACAAAGGUCGGUAAUGUGGUAUCUGGAUUUUCACUGAAGUCCUGUGGACUCUCUAACUUGGCUUGCAUUAGGGACAUUUUCCCUAAUACGGUGCUUGCAGACACUAACAUUGACAGCAUGUUGGCUCCAGAUGCCUUUGUCUGUCGCCGCAUUUGUACUCAUCACCCCAAUUGUUUGUUUUUCACAUUCUUUUCCCAAGACUGGCCAAAAGAAUCUCAAAGACAUCUUUGCCUCCUAAAAACCUCUAAAAGUGGAUUCCCAAGCUCACGAAUUACAAAGAGCAACGCCGUUUCUGGCUUCAGUCUCCAGCACUGCAGGCAUAGCACCCCAGUAUUCUGCCAUCCCUCCUUUCACAAUGACACUGAUUUCUUGGGAGAAGAACUGGACAUUGUUGAAGUAAAAGACCACGAAACCUGCCAAAAAAUGUGCACCAAUGCUGUCCGCUGCCAAUUUUUUACUUAUUCCCCAUCGCCAGGCUCUUGCAAUAAAGGCAACCAUAGGGGCAGAUGUUACUUAAAACUUUCUUCAAAUGGAUCUCCAACUAGGAUACUUCAUGGAAGAGGAGGCAUCUCUGGAUAUACAUUGAGGCUGUGCAAAAUGGAUAAUGUGUGUACAACCAAAAUCAAGCCUAGGGUUGUUGGAGGAACUGCAUCUGUUCAUGGUGAGUGGCCGUGGCAGGUGAGCCUGCAUAUUACCUCACCUGCCCAGGGACACCUGUGUGGAGGCUCCAUCAUUGGAAACCAGUGGAUAUUGACAGCUGCCCAUUGCUUCUCUGGGGUAGAGAUGUAUAAAAACCUGCGUGUCUAUGGUGACAUUGUAAACCAAUCAGAAGUAAACGAAGAUACUGCUUUCUUUAGAGUUCAAGAAAUAAUAAUUCAUGAUCAAUAUAAGAUGGCAGAAAAUGGGUAUGAUAUUGCCCUGUUGAAACUGGAAUCAGCCAUGAAUUACACAGAUUCUCAGCGGCCGAUAUGCCUACCAUCUAAAGGAGAUAGGAACGUAGUGUACACAGAGUGCUGGGUGACUGGAUGGGGAUACACCAGGUCACGAGGCGAAAUACAAAGUACUCUCCAGAAAGCCAAGAUACCAUUGGUGUCAAAUACAGAAUGCCAGACAGGAUACAGAGAUCAUAAAAUAACCAACAAGAUGAUCUGUGCAGGAUAUAAAGAGGGGGGCAAGGAUGCAUGCAAGGGUGACUCUGGUGGGCCACUGUCCUGUAAACACAAUGGUGUCUGGCACUUGGUGGGCAUCACGAGCUGGGGUGAAGGCUGUGGUCAAAAGGAAAGGCCAGGUGUCUAUACCAAUGUGGCCAAGUUUGUGGACUGGAUUUUGGAGAAAACUCAAACAGUAUGAAAGAAUUCAAUAGGUAUCAUUUGGUGGCCCUGGAAGAUUAGUCCACAAGAGGGGGCUUGGUGCCACCGGUGAAGACAAUGGGAUGCUACAUCCUCCUCUAACAAACUGAAGGGGCUUGAAGGAUGUAAGAGGAUACAGAAAGAAAACAUAUUUUCCUAACUCCUGAUCUGUGAGAAUCAUAGAUCGCUUUCAACAUCCAGCUUCUACUCAAUGAAGCAAGAGGAUUUU